AUGCGCGAGCAGGGUGGUCAACACAGGAAGCUGCUGGAACAGUGCACUGAGUGCGGCAAGUGCUGCACGGGCGCGGGCGAGGUCUGGAUCGACUCCGCCGAGGCCGCCGCGAUGGCGCAGAGGCUCGAGCUGGACACCCCCACCUUUCUCGAAAAAUACACCAAGGAUUAUACCAGGCGUCAGGGGUGGUACUUCCUCAAGACGCGGCCGGGCGACGUGGACGGCGCGUGCAUCUUCCUCGAGCCGGACUCGAACCUCUGUCGCGUGCACGACGUCAGGCCGCUGAUGUGCAAGACGUAUCCGUGGUGGCCAGCGCUGGUCGACGAGGACACGUGGCAGCAGGAGAAGCGCGAGACGUGCGAGGGCUUCGACCACGAGGACGCGCCGCCGCAGGACGUCGACCACGCGCUGCGCAUGCUGCAGGAGAGCCGUGCGUACGUCGCGCGGCGCGAACGCGCCCCGCUGGCGAAAAAGGUGAAGAAACGCGCCGCCGCCGCGUCCAAGGGCUUCGGGGGACGAUGA
Molecule: messenger RNA, 522 nt
Organism: Pedinophyceae sp. YPF-701
Lineage: Eukaryota; Viridiplantae; Chlorophyta; Pedinophyceae
Source: the annotation of a GenBank genome assembly